GGAGGAGGAGUAGGAGGACUUGUGGCGCGGAGCAGAUCUCUCCACCAGGAGCACAGGGCGCACGGAGUAAGCGCUGCGACCCAUUCAAACCUGCCUCGGAUUAUCGCUGGUGUUUAGACAUCCUUCACGUCAGUUUUCAAAGUUUUAAUAGUCAAUCUUAAAGUUGAUUUAGAGGAUUAUGUUGGUGCGGUUCUCCUGGGGUAUGUGCCUCUUUUUGUCCUGCGCGUUGCUGCAACCUGUGUGUUCAGCGCAGAGUUCGAUAUGUGACCUAAUUCUGGAAAUAGACAAGGAAAGAGCCAUGUGCCAUGCACAAACUGAGGACAAUACAACAGGCUGCAAUAUCACAUGGGACAAGUUCACCUGCUGGCCCACUGCUGAUAUCGGAGAGGUGGUUACCAUCCCAUGCCCCAAGUAUCUCUUCUACUUCACCAACAAUGCUUCUCCUCGUAAUCUGUCAAAGACCUGCACUGUGCACGGCUGGCCCUCAAGCAGCCUGGACUCCUAUAUCAUGGACUGUGGCUACAAUCCCAACAACACCGUGGAAGAAAAUUCGGGAGAAUUUUACACCACCAUCAAAGCUGGCUACACAGUGGGUCACAGCAUUUCCCUUAUUUCUCUGAUGGUGGCCAUCACCAUACUGUGUCUCUUUCGGAAGCUUCACUGCACAAGAAACUACAUCCACAUGCAUCUGUUUGUGUCUCUCAUCCUCAAAGCCGUCACUGUUUUUAUAAAGGAUGUGGUUCUGUACGAGGUGGGCGAGACGGAGAACUGCCAGUCAUCAGUGGGCUGCAAGGCGGUAGUGGUCUUCUUCCAGUAUGGAGUCAUGGCGAGUUACUUCUGGCUGCUGGUAGAGGGCCUCUACCUUCACGCUCUGUUGGCCGUCUCCUUCUUCUCUGAGAGGAAGUACUUUUGGUGGUACAUUUUGAUUGGCUGGGGGGCUCCAACCCUCUUCAUCUCUGCCUGGGUGGCUACAAAAGCUUAUUUAAAUCACCCUGGAUGCUGGGAAACAAUCGAUGACGCCUCGUGGUGGAUCAUCAAAACGCCUGUUUUAAUUGUCAUACUUAUGAACUUUUUCCUCUUCAUUUGCAUAAUCCGGAUCCUGAGGCAGAAAAUGAAUUGUCCCGACAUCGGAAGGAAGGAAUCCAACCAGUACUCGAGACUGGCUAAAUCUACUCUGUUGCUGAUACCUCUCUUUGGAAUAAACUACAUAAUAUUUGCAUUUAUCCCCGACCACAUCAACCCACAGCUCAGGAUGGUGUUUGAUCUUGUUCUGGGAUCAUUUCAGGGCUUUGUUGUUGCAGUCCUGUACUGCUUCCUGAACGGAGAGGUGCAGUCCGAGGUUAAGCGUAAGUGGCGCAGGUGGAUGCUGCAGAGGUUCCUCGGCGCUGACAAUAAGUACCAGCAGCCCUCCAUUGGGAGCAAUGGCAACAAUUUCAGCACUCAGAUCACCUUGUUGACCAAAAGCAGUCCCACCGCACGACGGGCUUCGGGCUGCGACGAGCACCUUUCUGCAAUCUGAAGUCCACCAGUCGCUGACUCCCUUUGGUUUUUUAUCAUCAGUUAAUGAAUGCGUGACUCAUGUACUGUUGCCAUACCCUGGGUGUACCGAGGACGCGCUAAUCCUAAAGUGGAUUUUUGUUGUGGUUGUAAUCUUAUCUGCUAGCUAUAGAAAGGAAACAGGUGCUCAGUGUUUUUCUCACCAGCGCGCAGAGUCAUCUGACACCUCCGACAACACUUUCUUAUUAAUGAGAUGUCUGCAAAGAAGGAAAGCUCCUAUUUUUACCGAUUACAUUUAUGCAGCAUUGAUCAGGGAGAGCAUUCCCUGUACUGCAGAACGGCUACACUUUUGCACUGGGUUGCCUACCUUUCAGGGGAUCAAGGAGGGAGACUUUUAAAUGAAAGAAAGUGGGAUCUUCCGUUCUUACUUAAAAAGGCACACUAAAAUAUAGUGAACAUGCAAGUCCCCCAAUGUCAGCUGGUCUAAGGACAGAGCGUACGUAGCAAGAAUAAUUGUAAACAAUAAGUGCAGACACUAAAACCAGAGUUUCCAAGUUGAUUUGUUGCCUCUAGUACGCACUAUGCUGGAAAAGCUGCUUUGGAUAGAAUCCCUUGUGGAGUUGGAAUAAUUUUUGUCCACUCAGAAGGACUUUUUUUUUUUACUGAGGAGUACAAUUUGGACAGAGGGAGAACUCCGGUCACAAGCCUUUCAACUUUAUACAGUAUGUUUGAGCCAGAAUAUGACUGAUAGUCCAGAAGCACUGAUGGAGGCUAGCAGUGGAUGCAGGGCUGAAAACAAGUGACGACAAGAAUAAUGGUGUUGUUGUACAAAUCAGUUUAUGUACGUUUCUGAUGUUUUUCAGAAUUAGAUUGACUUCCAGGCAUUUUCAGCUCUCGUAAACGGCGUUUUUAGCUGCUUGUGCCUGAGUUAUGUGGCACGUCACUACAACUGAUGUACUGACGACAUAGAAAUCUAGUGCUUUACACUUUAAACCAAGUCCAACAAGAGGAGAGGAUCUAUUUUUGUGACCUGCGCAUAUCUGCGUUUUAAUGUGCGCUCGCUUAUAUGCAACAACACACUUUGCUCUUUUUGCGUGAACAAAUAAACGUACCUUUGAUCAUGUUUAAUUUGUGGUCAAGGAGGAGCAGCUGGUUCCACUGGACCCAUCGUAGGUCUGACCCCUUGGCGAUUAUUCUUGGCAGUCAUGGCAGAUGAUGCCGCAAUUUUGCAAAUCUUGGCAUUAUCGGUC
Fundulus heteroclitus (mummichog) is the source of this 2747-nucleotide messenger RNA. RefSeq names its product vasoactive intestinal polypeptide receptor. The transcript has 13 exons. The record is from RefSeq and is a predicted model, not a curated record. Gene Ontology annotation, biological process: adenylate cyclase-modulating G protein-coupled receptor signaling pathway; cell surface receptor signaling pathway. Gene Ontology annotation, cellular component: plasma membrane. Gene Ontology annotation, molecular function: vasoactive intestinal polypeptide receptor activity; G protein-coupled peptide receptor activity; peptide hormone binding. The coding region runs from base 179 to 1519 and encodes 446 amino acids. Lineage: Eukaryota; Metazoa; Chordata; Actinopteri; Cyprinodontiformes; Fundulidae.